AUGCUGCUGCCUGUGUUCACCCUGAAACUGCGCCACAAAAUCAGCCCCCGCAUGGUGGCCAUAGGGCGCUACGACGGGAUUCACCCGUGCCUGGCAGCCGCCACCCAAGCGGGCAAGGUUUUUAUUCACAAUCCUCAUACCCGGAGUCAGCAUGUCAGUGCAUCCAGGGUCUUCCAGAGCCCCCUGGAGUCUGAUGUUUCACUUCUCAACAUCAACCAGGCAGUCAGCUGCCUGACUGCAGGAGUACUGAACCCAGAACUUGGCUAUGAUGCUCUUUUGGUGGGGACACAGACUAAUCUUCUGGCUUAUGAUGUCUACAAUAAUUCAGAUUUGUUCUACAGAGAGGUUGCAGAUGGGGCCAAUGCAAUUGUGCUGGGAACACUGGGGGACAUUUCCUCUCCUCUUGCGAUUAUUGGUGGAAAUUGUGCUCUGCAGGGUUUUGAUCACGAAGGAAAUGAUCUCUUUUGGACGGUUACUGGAGAUAACGUUCAUUCCUUGGCCUUAUGUGACUUUGACGGUGAUGGUAAGAAAGAGCUCCUUGUCGGAUCAGAGGAUUUUGAUAUCCGAGUUUUUAAAGAAGAUGAGAUUAUAGCAGAAAUGACAGAAACAGAGAUAAUCACCUCUCUUUGCUCCAUGUAUGGUAGUCGAUUUGGUUAUGCCCUUUCCAAUGGCACAGUUGGAGUUUACGACAAAACAGCCCGAUACUGGAGAAUUAAAUCCAAAAAUCAUGCCAUGAGCAUUCAUGCUUUCGACCUUAAUUCUGAUGGAGUGUGUGAACUGAUAACUGGCUGGUCCAAUGGGAAGGUCGAUGCUAGAAGUGACCGAACUGGGGAGGUCAUCUUUAAAGACAACUUUUCUUCUGCAGUUGCUGGUGUGCUGGAGGGAGAUUACCGGAUGGACGGUCACACACAGCUAAUCUGCUGCUCCGUGGAUGGGGAAAUCCGGGGCUACCUGCCAGGCACAGCCGAGAUGAGAGGCAACCUCAUGGACACCAGCAUAGAGCAGGACCUGGUCCGAGAGCUGAGUCAGAAAAAACAGAAUCUGUUGCUGGAACUCCGUAACUAUGAGGAAAAUGCCAAGGCUGAAUUGAGUCCACUGAACGAGGCUGAUGGGCCUCGGGGCGUCAUCCCAGCCAACACCAAGCUGCACACCGCCCUCUCAGUCAGUCUGGGGCAUGAGACCCAGCCUGCUCACGUGGAACUGUGCAUUUCCACCUCUAACGACACCAUCAUCCGAGCAGUGUUGAUUUUUGCCGAGGGAAUCUUCCUGGGUGAAAGCCACGUGGUACACCCCAGCAUUCACAGCCUUUCCAGCUCCAUCCGCAUCCCAGUGACACCUCCCAAAGAUGUCCCUGUGGAUCUGCACUUGAAAACCUUCGUGGGUUACAGAAGCAGCACCCAGUUUCAUGUGUUUGAAUUGACAAGACAGCUCCCCCGCUUCUCCAUGUAUGCGCUGACUGCCCCCCACUCUGCCACCGAGCCACUCAGCUACGUCAACUUUAUCCUUGCAGAACGGGCACAGAGGGUUGUUAUAUGGCUCAACCAGAACUUUCUGUUACCAGAAGACACUAACAUUCAAAAUGCUCCAUUUCAAGUGUGUUUCACGUCCUUACGGAAUGGUGGCCAGCUGUAUAUAAAAAUCAAGCUUAGUGGAGAGAUCACCGUAAAUACUGAUGAUAUCGACUUGGCUGGUGACAUCAUCCAGUCGAUGGCAUCAUUUUUUGCUAUUGAAGACCUUCAGGUAGAAGCAGAUUUCCCGGUUUACUUUGAGGAGUUACGAAAGGUGCUAAUUAAGGUGGAUGAAUAUCAUUCAGUGCAUCAGAAGCUUAGUGCGGAGAUGGCCGAUAAUUCUAACCUGAUUCGAAGUUUGCUGGUCCGAGCUGAGGAUGCGCGUCUGAUGAGGGACAUGAAAACCAUGAAGAAUCGCUACAUGGAACUGUACGACCUUAAUAAAGACUUGCUAAAUGGAUACAAAAUUCGCUGUAACAAUCACACAGAGCUACUGGGGAACCUCAAAGCAGUAAAUCAGGCCAUUCAAAGAGCAGGUCGUUUGCGGGUCGGAAAACCAAAGAACCAGGUGAUCACUGCUUGUCGGGAUGCAAUUCGAAGCAACAACAUCAACAUGCUGUUCAGAAUCAUGCGCGUGGGGACAGCUUCUUCUUAG
Puma concolor (puma) is the source of this 2163-nucleotide messenger RNA. It is a transcript of the gene BBS2, whose product is annotated as Bardet-Biedl syndrome 2. NCBI's taxonomy places the organism in Eukaryota, Metazoa, Chordata, Mammalia, Carnivora, Felidae. Gene Ontology annotation, cellular component: ciliary basal body; membrane; motile cilium. Gene Ontology annotation, molecular function: protein binding. The record is from RefSeq and is a predicted model, not a curated record. Gene Ontology annotation, biological process: non-motile cilium assembly.